AUGGCUCCUAGCCGGAGUUACAUCGCCCCCUUUCCCCGACCAUCUUCAGCUCCUUCCGCCAGAGGGACAAGCAGGGCAAGCAGCGCUGCGCGGCUGAGGCACAUCCUGUCCGCUGAGGUCGGCAUUGAAGUCACGCCAGCGUGCGAGGGGAGUACACGUCACUGCUCAGCGGUUGAUGGGGGCGACCAUUUGGAGGGAACGGGAAGACAAAGUUUGUCUCCAUGGCGUCGCAACUUGGGCGUGCGCCCUACAAGCUGCACUUCUCGGAAGAGUGCUUGGACACCAGACGGCCGACGGAGAGAUAGGUGGAUGCCGAAGCUCACACGGCAGCAACGGGCAUGGGGCGCCAAAGAGAAGCUCGAUCGGCUUAGCGCGCCAGCCCUGCGGGAGCUUCGCAUGAACCUUGCCAACGUUCGUGCCUGGAUGCAAAGUGGGCAGGUCGUAGAGAAGGCUGUGGAGGUGCAGAAAGAGGAAGAACCGCUUGGUGGCCCGAUGGGUCGAGGAGCCGGCGACCUUCGACCCUGUGAGCCCACGAGAGGUCGAGGACGCGGAAGGGGCUCAGGGGCUCCCUGCUGA
Durusdinium trenchii is the source of this 576-nucleotide messenger RNA. Lineage: Eukaryota; Dinophyceae; Suessiales; Symbiodiniaceae. The record is from the annotation of a GenBank genome assembly.